Trichophyton rubrum CBS 118892 is the source of this 3450-nucleotide messenger RNA. RefSeq lists its product as uncharacterized. The coding region runs from base 1 to 2676 and encodes 891 amino acids. NCBI's taxonomy places the organism in Eukaryota, Fungi, Ascomycota, Eurotiomycetes, Onygenales, Arthrodermataceae. The record is from RefSeq and is a predicted model, not a curated record. The transcript has 3 exons.
AUGGGAUUCUACACCUUCAGAUGGCCCCGACAGGCGCAGGAAGUCAUCGUCACCGGCAGCUUUGACGACUGGGCGAGGAGCAUCAGGCUCGAAAGGACGGACGCCGGCUUUGAAAAGGAAGUCCUCCUCCCUGAGACCGACGAGAGGAUCCUCUACAAGUUCAUCGUUGACGGACACUGGCGUACUGACCCUGCUGCGCUGCAAGAAGAGACAGACGAACACAACAACAUCAACAGCGUUUUACUUCCAAGGCACAUCUCGCCAACUUCUUCCGCAAACAUGGCAAACGGCAACAACAAAAAGAACAACAACAACAACAACAACAACAAUAACAAUAACAACCGCUCGGCUCCCAUAACAACGACAAUAUCGGGGGUCUCACCCGAGUCAACCACUGCAGCUCUGGCUGGUGCUGUCCCCAAGGAGACCAGGGAGCCUAAUUUCCAGCAGGCUACCAUCUCCUCUGCGGCUCCAUGCUCCUCUACUGCCCAGCUAGCCGGACAAGUGCCCUUUGAGAAGCCACCGGGGACUUACCCAGAGAGUCCCAUCAAGGAUGAAAGUUACUCUGCUAACCCCCUGCCCGCCACCGGCACCCUUGGAAACCCUGUCAAGCUUGCUCCGGGCGAGAAGGUACCUGAUUCGGCCAAGAACAUCUCCUCCACGGGUCUAGGCAGCAAUGUAACUCUCGAUAAGGAAAGCUACGAGAGGGGGGCUAGUGACCCAGCUAUGGCGGCCAUGGCUGCUGCUGCUGCUGCAACAGGAGGAAAUGAUAAGACCAAGAAGCAGGGUGACUGCGGUAAAGACAGCCAGCAGAAAGUCUCUGGUAAGGGUGACCAGCAGAGAUCCUCUGGCAGGGAUGACCAGCAAAAAUACUCUGGCAGAGAUGACCAGCAAAAAUACUCUGGCAGAGAUGACCAACAAAAAUACUCUGGCAGAGAUAACCAGCAGAAAUUCUCCAGCAAAGAUGACCAGCAGAGAUUCUCCGGCAAGGAUGACCAGAAAUUCUGCGGCAAAGAUGACCAGCAGAGAUUCUCCGGCAAGGAUGACCAGAAAUUCUGCGGCAAAGAUGACCAGCAAAAAUACUCUGCGAGCCCUAUGGCUGCUACCGGAACCGUUGGAAACCCCACCAUGGUCUCCUUGGGCGAGAAACAGUCAGGUUCGGCCAAAAAUGGCACCCCCAAGGGCCAAGGCAGCAGCGCCACCACCGACAAGCAGAGCUACGAUAAGGGAGCCAGCGGUCCAGCUAUGGCUGCCAUGGCUGCUGCUGCUGCUGCCACUGGAGGAAACGGGAAGAAGAAACAGGGCGAGAACGGUAAUGGCCAGCAACAAUUCUCUGUUAGCCCCUUGCCUGCUACCGGAACCGUUGGAAACCCUGUCAAGGUUGCUCCGGGUGAGAAGCUGCCUGAGCAAAGCACCAUCACUUGCAACACUGUCGACUCAAACGUAACUACCGACAAGAAAGGCUACGAAAAGGAUGCCAGUGACCCUGCUAUGGCUGCUAUGGCCGCGGCAGCAGCAGGAGGCAAUAACAAGAAGACAGGAGGGAAUAACAAGAAGCAGGCUAACACCAGCGACGACCAGCAACAAUACUCCGUUAGCCCCUUACCUGCCACCGGAACCGUUGGAAACCCCGUCAAGACUUCUCCAGGUGAACAGCUAUCAAAGUCAGGCGACGCCACCUGCAACACCAUUGACUCCAAAGUUACUACUGAUAAGCAAAGCUAUGACAAGGAUGCUAGUGACCCUGCCAUGGCUGCUAUGGCAGCUAAGCAGCACGACAAGAAGAACACUUUCUCGGCCCUCCCUGUUGAUGAGCCCAAGUCCAAGUCUGUCGGCCCUAACGAAAACCCUUCUAUCUCCUCUGCCGCUCCCCAGGCCACCACCGCCGGCCUAGCUGGUGGUGUGCCCCUGGAAAAGCCAGCUGGCUCUUCCAAGACUGCUCCUGCUGUCGGUGGCCAGCAGUAUGACCCUGAAGUCCCCGCCAAGCAGGUUCCUGAGCGUGUCAAGGAGUCUAUGAGCAAGGCUCACGUUGACCCAGAGGCCGCUUGCCUUCCUGAGAUGGUCCAGGAGAAGAAAGACCUCGAAAAGGAGCUUCUUAAGGAAGUCUCGCCGGCCACGGGCAGCGGUCAGCCCGCUCCCACCACCUCAGCCGCCGCCACUUCCACUGCUCCAGCACCAACUUCUACCACCACAACCACCACCUCCUCCACUGCUCCAGCUGCUCAAGCACCCGCUACUACCACCACCUCCACCACCGAACCAACUUCGAAGCAAGAUUCUCUCCAGCCAGGAACCGUAACUGACACCGGAGACGUCUCACCCAAAUCUCAUACACCAGAGGUCCCAGCCGGAGGCGCUGUCUGUGAAAGCUCUGGGAAUGACGGGCCCGUCACCAAAGGAACUACCGCCUCCCAAGUCCCCGAGGCGCCCAAGGAGACCCCGGAAGCCACCACCGGCCCUGUUACAACUGAAGUUCCCGCUACCUCGGGCGCUCCAGAACAGAAGGCCCAAGAACAAAAGCCAAUUGAGCCUCGAACCACUGCCACCGUCACAGCAGGUGCAGACGCAGACACUUCAGCCCAGGAAGAUGCCGAAGCUGCAGCUGAUGAUAUGGACAGGAAGAAAAAGAACCGUAUCAGCGGCUUCUUGUAUAGGCUCAAGGAGAAGUUUGUCUAGGUCUCCCCUACCCAACCACUCUUUUUCACCGGUUGAAUCGGCAGAUAUGAAUAUAAUGUCUCUCUCCCUCCGGCAUUCGUAAUUUACCCACUUCAAAUCGUUCGCUACCCCAUUUCCUAUGUUUUGCUCGGUUGGCCAUUCUUGUCUUAUGUUCAUGUUUAUGUAUUCUGUCGAUAUCCAAAUUUGUCUGCUUGUCUUGUUCUAAUGUCAAUUCAAUCAGUCAAGCUUUUCUUACUUAAGUUGCUAGUUAGCUAGCCGUACUUGUCCCAGAUAUAAAAUAUGUCUCUAAUUCAGACCGCAUUCACCUCAUCAUCGCUGUAAAUUAGGUAGUCGCCUUUUAUCCUGUGCUCUAUACAAGUCACCUGUAUAAGUAAAAGUAAUAUUUAUCGUUAACUGCAAACCGCUCGUUCAUACCACUUAUAGUUUAUCAAUACAAAUAAUUAGCUAAAUGCGGCGUUCUACGUGGACAUAUUCUGGUUGACAGAUAUAAGCACUAUGGUGUACGGGGUGGUCGAUGAAGUAUCCCCGGUAUAUUCGGACUGCAGAACAGUAACGAGCACCUAGUUAACUAGUUACUAGAAUAUAGCUGGCAACAUGAAUGUGGGUUUUAAUUUCGAUAAUUGAGGUGGAACUCAAUACAUAUACUGGGUUAAAUGAAUUAGAAAUCAUGGUAUUCCUAUUUCGUUGGUGUAAAAAAGUAUAUUUCAUAGUUAUUAUUGCUGAAUCGUUUAACAUCAAGAGAAACCAUACUGGGUAUCACAAAAGAGAAUAAGA